AUGAAUGACGUGGCCAUCGUGAAGGAGGGCUGGUUGCACAAACGAGGCCAGGCAUCCGAGACCCUGAGGAAAGAGGUCCGUGUGUCUCGGAGCCUUGGUCCUGGCCCCUCUAGGUGCCCCCCGGCCUUCCUGCUUCUCCUGGAGGGGCCUGUGCUGGGCGAAAGGGAGGAGUGGACGACUGCCAUCCAGACCGUGGCCGACGGGCUCAAGAGGCAGGAGGAGGAGAUGAUGGACUUCCGCUCAGGCUCACCCAGCGACAACUCAGGAGCCGAAGAGAUGGAGGUGGCUCUGGCCAAGCCCAAGCACCGUGUGACCAUGAACGAGUUUGAGUACCUCAAGCUGCUGGGCAAGGGCACCUUCGGGAAGGUGAUCCUCGUGAAGGAGAAGGCCACCGGCCGCUACUACGCCAUGAAGAUCCUCAAGAAGGAAGUCAUCGUGGCCAAGGACGAAGUGGCCCACACGCUCACGGAGAACCGUGUCCUGCAGAACUCCCGGCACCCCUUCCUCACGGCCCUGAAGUACUCCUUCCAGACCCACGACCGCCUCUGCUUUGUCAUGGAGUACGCCAAUGGCGGAGAGCUCUUCUUCCACCUGUCCCGGGAGCGGGUGUUCCCCGAGGACCGCGCCCGCUUCUAUGGUGCGGAGAUCGUGUCGGCCCUGGACUACCUGCACUCGGAAAAGAACGUCGUCUACCGUGACCUCAAGUUGGAGAACCUGAUGCUGGACAAAGACGGGCACAUCAAGAUCACCGACUUCGGGCUGUGCAAGGAGGGAAUCAAGGACGGGGCCACCAUGAAGACCUUCUGCGGGACCCCCGAGUACCUGGCCCCAGAGGUGCUGGAGGACAAUGACUACGGCCGCGCCGUGGACUGGUGGGGGCUGGGCGUGGUCAUGUACGAGAUGAUGUGCGGCCGGCUGCCCUUCUACAACCAGGACCACGAGAAGCUCUUCGAGCUGAUCCUCAUGGAGGAGAUCCGCUUCCCCCGCACGCUCAGCCCCGAGGCCAAGGCCCUGCUGUCCGGGCUGCUCAAGAAGGACCCCAAGCAGAGGCUUGGAGGGGGCUCGGAGGACGCCAAGGAGAUCAUGCAGCACGGCUUCUUUGCCAGCAUCGUGUGGCAGGACGUAUACGAGAAGAAGCUCAUCCCGCCCUUCAAGCCCCAGGUCACAUCGGAGACCGACACCAGGUAUUUUGACGAGGAGUUCACAGCCCAGAUGAUCACCAUAACGCCGCCGGACCAAGACGACAACAUGGAUUGUGUGGACAGCGAGCGGAGGCCCCACUUCCCACAGUUCUCCUACUCGGCCAGCGGCACGGCCUGAGCAGGGCCAGCCCAGUGGGCUGGUGGACACCGAGUGGUGGCUACACCGCCGGAUGCCAGCUCCGUGGAUUGGGGGAAGCCUGUGCGGACGACCUGUACCUGAAUGUUUUUCUUUCUGGAUGCGUUUGGAGGAACCACACUGCUCCGAGCAUGUGUGGGAAGAUUCGUGCUGUGGGCAGGGCUCGCCAGCCACUCGGAAGGUUGUCCUGCGGUUUUUCUUAAUUUAUUUCAUCCAAUUUUCCAGACGUGGUCUCGCCUUCAGACGAGAGUCACGUAGGAAAUGCUGAGGACUUCUGCAGCCACGUGCAAUCAGGGGUCCGGGUGGGCCCUGCCCGCGGCCCCUCAGUCCCUCUCGCCAGCUGUCCCUGGCUGUCACCUGUCCCCACCCAGCCCGGAGGCACCAGAAGCAACCCAGUUGGGGUGAGCUUGCCUGGCUUCCUCUCCCUCAGGUGGGGCAAACGGCAGCCCCAGUGCAAAGGCGAGGACAGUGGCCCUCAAGAUGGGCCUGGGGCUGGGCUGAGGUUCGCCCCUGAGACAGCAGCAGGUUGGAACCUGCUGCUGUUACGCUGUUCAUGUGCAUUUGGGGGUCUAAUCUUAGAGGAGAGCCCCUCCCCACCCCUUCUUGUCCCUCGGGCGUCCCACCCUGAUGGCUUCCCCUGGUAGCAUCUGUCCUCUAGAAGCUUCACCCUCCGCUGCCCGGCCUGACGCCCUGGAGGGGCCGUCACUGCGUCGUCCGCGCCUUGCGCUGCACCAUGGCGUUUUUUUACAUUCAACUUUAGUAUUUUUACUAUUAUGAGACUUUCCCUCCAGAUGCCUCAAUAAAAACGGCUUUUCAACUUUG
Miniopterus natalensis is the source of this 2160-nucleotide messenger RNA. Lineage: Eukaryota; Metazoa; Chordata; Mammalia; Chiroptera; Miniopteridae. The record is from RefSeq and is a predicted model, not a curated record.